AUGUUCCAAAAUGGCGCUAACAAAGGUGCGGCCAAGCGGGCUGCUUUUGGCGAUGUCAGCAACACGGCUAAACCAAUUCACGCGGGUCGCGAUGAUAUCUCCCUGGCGGGCAAGAAACAGACCAAAGGGGCAGAGAAGGCGGCGUUGAUCGUCGAGAAGAAGCCCAGUCUGGCGCAGCCAGCUCAGCGGCCCAUGUCGAUGGCUGGCAUGAAAGGCCUCUUGAGCAAUGUGCCCAACGCCAAACCCAUCGAGCCUUCCAAGCAAAUUGCCAUGCAGCAGCAAACUGCAAAUACUAGAAAGAUCUUAAACAAGAGGGCUACAGUAUUCAAGGACGCGUCGGAACCGUCGAACAACAAAUGCGAAAUUACAUCCAAGGAAACCAACACCGAACUAGAGGAAGGGGACAACAAGGCAUCCCUUGCACAGGCGUCCGCAGCUGCGAAGCGGACCACUACGAAGGAGGCAGCUACACACGAAGAGGCGAAGCCAGUUCUGGAAGACACCGAAGAGAAUUCCAUUGUGGACUCUGAAGUUGAUGAGGCAGAGAAAGCUUUACUAGAGGCUGACGAUGAUCAUUGCAAAGUCCAAGAUCAUAGCGAGGAUCCCAAGCCCCGCGAGCUCCCCGCUGCGCCCGAGGUCCCUGAAUCUCACCGCGUCGCGAAGGCUCAUCGUGACUCUGCCUCGACCUCGCAUGCACCGGCCCAGUCGGAGCCGGAAGAUUGGGAUGAAGAGGACGAGCACGAGGAGGAAGAUGGGUAUAUCACUGCUCGCUCCUACCGCUCUCGCGGCGAAAAUACCACUGGGGGUGCCACCACAGUGCUGUUCCCCAAGUUCACCCAGCAAGUCCGACGCGAAUUAGCUCUUGCGGAGCAGGUCGUGGAGGCCACACGUACUGAGGAAGACAUUGAAGAUGAAUGGUACGAUACAAGCAUGGUUGCGGAAUACAGCGAGGAGAUCUUCGAAUACAUGAGAGAACAAGAGAUCAAGAUGCUGCCCAACGCUCACUACAUGGAUAACCAAGCAGAGAUCCAAUGGUCUAUGCGGUCUGUGCUUAUGGACUGGGUCGUGCAGGUCCACUAUCGGUUCUCUUUGCUUCCCGAGACCCUCUUUCUGUGUGUCAACUACAUCGACCGUUUCCUUUCUUGCAAGAUCGUGUCCCUUGGCAAACUUCAGCUCGUGGGUGCCACUGCCAUCUUCAUCGCUGCCAAAUAUGAGGAGAUCAACUGCCCGUCUGUGCAGGAGAUCGUCUACAUGGUAGAUGGGGGAUAUUCGAUGGAUGAGAUUCUCAAGGCUGAACGUUUCAUGUUGAGCAUGUUACAGUUCGAGCUGGGGUGGCCUGGCCCGAUGAGUUUCCUGCGAAGGAUUAGCAAGGCCGACGACUACGACUUGGAGACGCGCACGCUUGCCAAAUACUUCUUGGAGAUCACUGUCAUGGAUGAGCGGUUUGUCGGAAGCCCCGCGAGCUUCGUUGCCGCUGGCGCUCACUGCCUGGCUAGGCUCAUGCUGCGGAAGGGAACCUGGACUCCCGCCCACGCCCACUAUGCCGGAUACACUUACACGCAGCUUCUCCCACUCAUUUCUCUCAUGGUGGAAUGCUGCGAGAAUCCUCGCAAGCACCAUGGCUCUAUCUACGAAAAGUUUUCUGACAAACGCUACAAGCGCGCUUCUCUGUUCGUCGAGAACGAGAUGAGAAAGGGAUUCAUUAUCCCGGAGCAGACCAGAGAUAGCUCUCAUUCCGAUCGCAACGCAUCAAUUGAAUCAGCGCACUACUGGAAGCGCGCAUAG
Messenger RNA from Aspergillus niger, 1785 nucleotides. RefSeq lists its product as uncharacterized. Gene Ontology annotation, cellular component: centrosome; cyclin-dependent protein kinase holoenzyme complex; cytoplasm. Gene Ontology annotation, molecular function: cyclin-dependent protein serine/threonine kinase regulator activity. The record is from RefSeq and is a predicted model, not a curated record. The transcript has 3 exons. The coding region runs from base 1 to 1785 and encodes 594 amino acids. Gene Ontology annotation, biological process: regulation of cyclin-dependent protein serine/threonine kinase activity; mitotic cell cycle phase transition. NCBI's taxonomy places the organism in Eukaryota, Fungi, Ascomycota, Eurotiomycetes, Eurotiales, Aspergillaceae.